ACUUCCCUAAACCAGAUGGGACCACCAACCUUAUGUCAAUAUUGGACCACCACCCUUAAGUCAAUAUUUGCCGUUUCAAAGAAGGCAGGAGCAGAACAUUCACCUUUUAACUUUGUUUUUGACUGCGAGAUCUCCGGCGGAGCCACCGUAGACCCUUUGGUUGGUGUUUCCCUCGAGUACCCCAGGGCGGUCUCCCCAGUUGGCUCGAUGAAGAUGGCCAUCUGUCUCCCUCCACUUUUCCUCCACCUCCUCCUCAUCCUCAUUCCUUGGGGCAAAACCGAUGGAGCUCAAGAGACUGAGGGCCCCCCAGAGAUUCGCCUUGACACGGGGCAGCAACCAGAAGGGGAUGCACCCAGGACAGCCACCCUCCUGCGGGACCUGGUGGGGAAGAACACUGACUUUGGCUUCAAGCUCUUCCGAAGAAUCACCUCCAGGCACGACGGCAAUGUCGUCUUCUCCCCAAUCUCAACGAUGUACGCCACGAUGGCCCUGAUGCUCUCCAUGCGCAGCCCAAACUCACAGCCCUGGGGAGAUGCUGAGCCAUCUCUCCCACUCCGGCUCCUUGGGCAGCUCGGGGACAUCCUCUUGGGAAACCGCAACCUCUCUCUCGACCGGGGGAGCUUUGCUUUUGUUGACAGACACUUGGAAAUAGAGGAGAACUUCCUCAACCUGAGUAGAAGCUACUUAAACAUGACAUACGUGCCUGUGGACUUUAGUGAAAUGGUGGAGGCCAGGACGGUCAUCAACCGUCACAUUGAGGAGGAGACUCAAGGAAAGAUCCCGCUGCUCCUGCAAGACAUUGAGCCCGAUGUUCGAGCAAUCCUAGCAGACUACAUCUUCUUCAAAGGGAAAUGGCUGCACCCAUUCGACCCCUCCGACACCAGACUGGAAACCUUCCACCCAAGUAGGUACAGCACCGUCCUAGUGCCCACCAUGUCCCAGGUCAACCACUUCACCACAACAUACGAUCAGGACCUGGGGUGCACUGUGCUCAGGCUCCCCUUCAGAGGGAAGGCAAGCAUGCUGGUGAUCAUUACAGACAUCCCUGGGGAGCACCUCUCCAUCGAGGACUACUUCACUGUGGAACUGUUGGACACCUGGCUAAGCCGCAUGGAAGUCCGCCAAAUGGAGGUCUUCCUGCCAAAGUUCAAGCUAGAUCAGCAAUACAAGAUGCACCAACUGCUGAAGAGGAUGGGAAUCAAAAGCAUCUUCUCCCAGGGGGCAGACCUCAGUGGAUUCGCGGCUCCAAAGGAGGCUUUCAAAAUCUCUAAGAUUGUGCAGAGGGCAGCAAUCGAGGUUGAUGAGAUGGGAGCAACAGCAGCGGUGGCAAUGGCAUCUGAGAUCACAGCCUAUGCAAUGCCUCCUGUCCUCAGGGUUGACCGGCCCUUCCAUUUUAUGAUCUAUGAAGACGUCUCGAGAGCACUACUCUUCAUGGGCAGAGUCGUUGACCCAUCAUGACUCUGACGUGUCCAUCUGUGCAACCCAUGGCAUGGUUCAACACAGACCUUUCCAUGAGGACCCCUGGCCAUCUCAGAUAGCCAUUCUCUUGAGGCUUCCUGGAGAGGACGUCUGACCUGGAGUCUCUCAGGCCCAAAAGAAGGGGCGGCAGGUUAAUAAAAAAUUGAAGCGAUAAUCUCUCAUG
Molecule: messenger RNA, 1642 nt
Organism: Tachyglossus aculeatus (Australian echidna)
Lineage: Eukaryota; Metazoa; Chordata; Mammalia; Monotremata; Tachyglossidae
Gene: SERPINA10
Product: serpin family A member 10
Exons: 6
Coding region: 16-1458 (480 amino acids)
Biological process (GO): negative regulation of endopeptidase activity
Molecular function (GO): serine-type endopeptidase inhibitor activity
Source: RefSeq, a predicted model, not a curated record